AUGGCACCUGAGGAAGAGCAGCUCCACAUCAGAUACGUUGAUCUGAUCGCCAAUAUCGAACAAAACGGGGCAGUCAGCCAUGAUAUUGGCUUUCCACAUUUCCUCUCGACAUUGACAGAUCUGUCCAACAAAGCCGCGAGGAAUUCUGAAGUAUCUUACACUCGCAUUGUCGGGAAUGGUUUCACACUCUCUGACGGCCCGUGGAUGUACCGCAUUACAAAAGAAGAAGACAAACGCGACUGGCAGAUGCUCAGGACUCAUGCCGAUUUCAACCGUAUGAUGGACGAGGUUUUCUGCUCCUGCGAGGAUGUGUGCGUGGAGGCUCAACACUCAUCUAGGCACAUCUCAUCCACCCAAGCAGCAAAGACGCCAAUAGCAUCCUCCAAGAAGGAAGCGCAUUCUUUGGCUCCAGAGCUUACUUCCAAUCAGCGUACAGUCUCACUCAACGAGAUGGCACGUUAUCCAAAGAAUCCCCCGCCUUCUCCUGGAAAAACCCAUCCACCCCAACACCUAGCGGCAGAGUUUACGGAGGAGGCAGAUACUGCGAAGAUGGCCGAGAUGCCAAAGAUGGUUGAAGCUACGGAGAAGAUGGUCCUGAUGCCGAAGAAGAGUGUCGGGAUGCCAAACAAGGAGAUAGUUGAGGCUCCAGUGAAGGUGGUUGAGGCGCCAGAGAAUAUGAAAGAGAUACCGAAGACUACUACAUCAUCUGCUCAAGAAGCAGACACUGCGGAGAAGGUCGGUAUCCCAGUCAAGGCAGAAACUCCCGAAAUCGCUACCCACUUGCCAGUCAAGGUCGUCGAGGCUCCAAAGAACCCAACAAAGUCAUCCAACGAGGCAACCAUUGCAGAGAAGAAUGGGAAGGAGGCAAAGAAGAUUGGAGAGCUGCCAAAGCAGUCCGCAGAACCAAGGAAGGAGGCAGAGAUGGCGAAGGAAACCGAACCAGCGGACUCAAACAAAGCUGCAGAAGAUGGCCCAGAGGUUCCAAAGCAAAUCGGCAAAACUCCCGACAAGGCUACACAAUCCUCUGCUUCGGUUCCAGCAAAAGCUCCAGAAGAGCCCGAAGAGCCAGAGGAGCCAGAGAAACCAUCCGAGUUCGCCAUCUGGGAACAAUAUAGCUGGCCGCCAGUGAUUGUCGACAGCAGCGUCAUCCACGAUAUCCUGCGCGAACAGCGUUUGGAAGACAUCCAGUUCGGCGACGCCCCCAAAGUCGUACCAAUGAAACUUACGAAGGACAAGCCUGCUAAGAAGAACGACGAUGACGACGAUGAUGAUGACGACUAG
Exophiala dermatitidis NIH/UT8656 is the source of this 1281-nucleotide messenger RNA. RefSeq lists its product as uncharacterized. Lineage: Eukaryota; Fungi; Ascomycota; Eurotiomycetes; Chaetothyriales; Herpotrichiellaceae. Bases 1 to 1281 code for a protein of 426 amino acids. The transcript has 2 exons. The record is from RefSeq and is a predicted model, not a curated record.